This is a messenger RNA of Metarhizium robertsii ARSEF 23, 447 nucleotides long. Its product is annotated as Nascent polypeptide-associated complex NAC. Gene Ontology annotation, cellular component: nascent polypeptide-associated complex; cytosol. The record is from RefSeq and is a predicted model, not a curated record. Bases 1 to 447 code for a protein of 148 amino acids. NCBI's taxonomy places the organism in Eukaryota, Fungi, Ascomycota, Sordariomycetes, Hypocreales, Clavicipitaceae. The transcript is spliced from 3 exons.
AUGGCUGACGUCCAGGAGCGCCUCAAGAAGCUUGGCCAGGCUGGCCGUAUCGGUACUCCCCGAAGAAAGGUCAAGCGUGCGCCCGCUCGAUCCGGCGCCGACGACAAGAAGCUCCAGCAGACCUUGAAGAAGCUGAACACUCAGCCCAUCCAGGCAAUUGAGGAGGUCAACAUGUUCAAGUCGGAUGGCAAUGUCAUUCACUUCUCUGCUCCCAAGGUCCACGCCGCUGUCCCCUCCAACACCUUCGCUAUCUACGGUAAUGGAGAGGACAAGGAGCUCACUGAGCUUGUCCCCGGCAUCCUGAACCAGCUGGGCCCAGACUCUCUCGCUUCCCUCCGCAAGCUCGCCGAGAGCUACCAGAAUAUGCAGAAGGCCGAGAAGGGUGAGGACGACGACGAGAUCCCCGACCUCGUUGAGGGCGAGAAUUUCGAGAGCAAGGUUGAGUAA